AUGAUUGGGCUGAAUAUGAAAAAUAUCCUGGUGGUGUCCUGUGGGUUCGUAUGUCUUUUCACAGCAUAUGGAGGCCUACAGAACGUACAGAGUAGUCUGAACGCUGAGCAGGGGAUGGGUGUCACCUCCCUGAGUGUGAUCUAUGGCGCCCUCGUCCUGUCCUCCAUGUUUGUGCCGCCCAUCCUCAUCAAGAACCUGGGCUGCAAGUGGACCAUCGUGGCCUCCAUGGGCUGCUAUGUGACAUACUCCUGUGGAAACCUCUAUCCAGGCUGGGCGACUCUGAUCCCCACUUCUGCUGUGCUGGGUGCGGCUGGCGGCCCCUUGUGGUCAGCCAAGUGCACCUACCUGGCCAUGACUGCCCACCUGCAGGCCGAGAGAGAGGGGAGGGACAGCAGCAGAGCCCAGGACCUUCUCAACCAGUACUUUGGCAUUUUCUUUGCCAUGUUCCAGUCAUCUGCUGUGUGGGGAAACCUCCUGUCCUCCCUCAUCUUCAGUCAAGACACACACAUAGCUGAGAUUCCAGAGGAGGCGCUGCAGUACUGUGGAGUGGGCUUAUGUGUGGAUGACUUCAUCCAGUCGGGGAACUUUACCCGGCCGGAGCAGAAACUAGUAUACACACUCCUGGGCUGCUACAUCGGUGUGGGACUGCUGGCCGUGGCUCUGGUGGCCCUGUUCCUGGACAACAUUGACAGAGACGUGGCCAAGGAGUUCAGGGGGAACAGAGAACCGUUCUGUAGUACGUUCCUGGCCACGGUUACACUCCUGAGGGACAAGAAACUCCUUCUGCUCAUCCCAGUGACGAUCUACAGUGGGCUGCAACAGAGCUUCCUCUGGGGAGAGUACACUAAGAACUACGUCACCUGUGCUCUGGGGAUACACUUCAUUGGCUUCACCAUGAUGUGCUUCGGUGCUUGUGAUUCACUCUGCUCAUACUUGUUUGGGAAAAUAGCACCCUAUACUGGGAGAAUCGCCCUGUUCUGCUUGGCUGCCCUGUCCAACUUCGGCUGUAUCAUGGGUCUCCUGUUCUGGAGGCCUCACCCAGACCACUUCGCUGUCUUCUUCCUGAUCCCUGGCCUCUGGGGCAUGGCUGAUGCUGUGUGGCAGACUCAGAUUAAUGCUCUGUAUGGAGUUCUCUUUCCUGACCACACGGAGGCAGCGUUCGCCAACUACCGCCUGUGGGAGUCGGUGGGUUUCCUGAUGGCGUUUGGCUACAGCUCCCACCUCUGUCUCUCCACCAAGGUCUACCUGCUCCUCUCCGGCCUGGCCAUCUCCCUGCUCACCUACCCUCUGCUGGAGUACCUAGUCAGGGUGGGUCCACCUGGACUGGUCAAGUAUAACAAAGGCGGCACUCAAGAGAAUAACAUGGGAGAAUCAGAGAGCACGUCUCUGCCAGAGGGGGCGCCAGAGUCAUCGCAGGGUUAAACAGGAUUAGGGGCACUGGGGGGACCGCUAGUCACGCCUUGUUAGGCAAUCAUAACACCAAAUACUUUUCCCACAG
Molecule: messenger RNA, 1498 nt
Organism: Clupea harengus (Atlantic herring)
Lineage: Eukaryota; Metazoa; Chordata; Actinopteri; Clupeiformes; Clupeidae
Product: N-acetylglucosamine transporter UNC93A-like
Source: RefSeq, a predicted model, not a curated record